GAUUCAUUCUACAACUCUUAACGCAACUCUUAACUCGUCAAACCUCAUGAAGUCAUUGCUUCCUUAGCAACAACAAAAACCAUAAAUACCCAAAUUGUAUCCCAUUUUAACUGGAUUCUCCAAAAAAAUCCAGCCCGCGACCACUUAUUCUCCAAAAUCUAGUUCAAUUUUCCGCCAAGUUUUGGCAUUUGUACUCGUUUGCUGCUCCCUAUUAACCAAAACCCUAGCCCUCUAGGGUUUUGUUUUCUGUUUCUGGGUCAAGAAUGGAGGAUACGGACGAGAGAAAGCUAUUUGUGGGUGGUAUUUCGUGGGAUACGACGGACGAAAUUCUUAAAGAGCAUUUUAGUAAAUAUGGGACGGUGAUUAGCUCUGUGAUUGCAAAGGACCGGAAUACGGGCACCCCCAGAGGUUUCGCUUUCAUCUGCUUUUCGGAAUCUUCUGCCGUUGAGCUUGCACUCCAAGAUUCCCAUGAAAUUCUUAGAAGAAUGGUAGACGUGAAAAAGGCAAUUCCCAGAAGUGAACAACAGCAAAGUCAACAGCAGCAUAAUAGGGGAUUGAGUAGGGAUACUAGGACUAAUGGUAGGAGCAAUGAUAAGUUUAGGACGAAGAAGAUUUUUGUAGGAGGUUUAUCAGCUAACCUAACUGAAGAAGAAUUCAGAAGUUACUUUGAGAAGUUUGGUACAAUUACUGAUGUAGUUAUUAUGCAGGAUAGUAUGACCCAUAGGCCAAGGGGUUUUGGGUUUAUCACUUUUGAUUUGGAGGAUUCUGUUGAAGAUGUUAUGAAGAAGAACUUUUACGAGUUGAAUGGAAAGCUCGUGGAGGUCAAAAGGGCUGUACCUAAGGAUGGAAUUAGCAGUAGUAACAAUGGUUCUAAUGGAAGACCAGGUGGUGGAAGUGGCUCUAAUUUUAACUCUUAUCAGCUAGGAAGUUGCCCGACUUAUAACCCGUAUUACCCCUCUGGAUAUGGCAAUGUUGCUGGGUACCCUUAUGGAACUGGAACUUAUGGUGGUGGUUAUCCCUCUGGAGGGUAUGGUGGACUUGGUUAUAAUCUCACUCCAAUUGCUCCUAGGAGUCCUUGGAAUGCUUCUGCAAUGAUUGGAGUUGGGGGAAGUUUGUUGCAUUAUGGUAGUACAACUCCCAUCUAUCCCUCGUACUUGAAUGGUGGUGCUGGAGUAAUGGGCUUUGCUGUCAAUGGAUAUAAUGGCAUUUUGGGAACUGGAUUCAAUGGAAAAUCAGCUCAACUUGGUAACACAGAUACUCAAGGUGCAGUUGAGCAAAUGCCUAGUCAGACUAGUAGGGGUAAUGUAGACGAUAAUUUUUAUAGUUCUAGUCAAACUGAUGGAGCUGCUGCUGAUAAACAGAAUCAAGAACGGAAUGAUGAGCAAUUUAAUUCUGAGCUGGUUGGUAUUUCUAGCUGACUGCUUGUGGAUAUUGACAGGCUUGUGGAUAUUGACAGGUUAGUAGUUUCUCGCAUUGAGGGGGUUGGGGUUGACUUGCUAUCAUUAUUCAGAUGUUCUUUCAUUAUGUGUAUUUUUAAUUCUUAUAAAGAUUUGGCUUGCAUUGUGUCAUAUUUAGUGUCAAUAAUUCAUGCAUUCAGGAUUCAGACUACUGUAUUAGAAUUCUUUUAUGUUUAAAUGUUCAUGGUGAUUUUCCAUUCUCACUGGUAAAAUAUUGGUGGCGAUUCCCUUGGAAAUCAAAGGUUUUCCCAAUGGGAACUGGUUUCUGCAGUUUAGCGUUUGUAACGUGUGCUGGUUUUAGUCCAUCUUUAUUUAACAAUUCCUUUUCUUGUUA
This is a messenger RNA of Olea europaea var. sylvestris, 1791 nucleotides long. RefSeq names its product heterogeneous nuclear ribonucleoprotein 1-like. Bases 264 to 1418 code for a protein of 384 amino acids. The transcript is spliced from 3 exons. The record is from RefSeq and is a predicted model, not a curated record. Lineage: Eukaryota; Viridiplantae; Streptophyta; Magnoliopsida; Lamiales; Oleaceae. Gene Ontology annotation, molecular function: RNA binding.